Thecamonas trahens ATCC 50062 is the source of this 1353-nucleotide messenger RNA. Its product is annotated as cytoplasmic membrane protein. The record is from RefSeq and is a predicted model, not a curated record. Lineage: Eukaryota; Apusomonadida; Apusomonadidae. Bases 1 to 1170 code for a protein of 389 amino acids. The transcript has a single exon. Gene Ontology annotation, molecular function: protein binding.
AUGCGCAAGAGCAGAGCACCCGCCGAGAGCGGCAAGGCCAAGGAGCUGGUGCUGGCCAACAAGAACCUACACGUCCUGCCGGUGAGGGAGACGCUGCGAUCGGACGUGGUGGCGCUGGAUCUGCGGGAGAACUUUCUCAUUGCCCUCCCCGAGGCCAUUGGCAACAUGUCGGGCCUUGUUGCCCUCACCGUCGCCCUCAACAGGCUCUCAGCCCUCCCGGCUGCUGUCUGCUCGCUCGCCUCGCUCACCUUUCUCGACGUAUCAUACAACGCCAUCACGGUCCUCCCUCCGGCCAUCGGUGCGCUCGGCGCCCUGGUCCAGCUCAAUGUACAGGGUAACGCGCUGGCCGAUCUGCCGUCAUCGCUCGCGGCUUGCACCCGGCUCGAGCUGCUCAACCUCAACAAGAACGCCUUUGUCGCCCUUCCGGCGCCCAUCGCGCACCUCGCCUCGCUCACCCACCUCGACGCGUCGGACAACGCGCUGGUAACUUGCGCUGGCUCCUUGGCCGCGGGCCUCACCUCGCUUACCUCGCUCGAUCUGGCCGACAACGCGCUCGCUGUCUUCCCGCCGGAGAUUCUCAGCCUCACCCAGCUUGCGGUCCUCAACCUCGAGCGCAACCGCAUCGUCUCGCUGCCGACCGAGUACGCCGCUUUUGACGCCGCCGCCACCGCCAUCGAAGACGAGGUUCUUUUCAACGGCAACCCGCUCGCAGACCCGCCCAAGAAGAUUCUCUGGGACUCGAUGAUCGGCAAGUACAUGGCGCAUCCGGUCCACGCUGCGGUCUCACACUUGGCGGCCGCCGAGGCCGGCCUGCGCCUCGGCACUUCAGAUGACCCGGAGCUCGCCUCCCUCGCCCGCCUCCCGCUCGACCUCCGCCUCGUUGUCUACGCGUGGUCGGUCGCCGCCGCCGCCGCCGAGGCGACAACACCGCUCGGCGACGACGACGACGACGACGCGCCACCGCCGCCGAUCCCGGAAGGCGUCUCGGCCAGCGCUGUUGACCAUGUUGCCCGUAUUUGCGCGCCCGAGCUGUUUCCGUGGCAGCUCUUUACCCAGCGUGUUGCGCUGGAGACUGCCCUCAUCGCCUACAAGCGGGCAGCACCCGAGCCUGGCUCAGCCGGCGACGCCCCGGGCGCGUCGGAAGCAGAUGGACCCGGCUCUGUGGCGUAAGUGUGCGUUCCAUGAGCAACGAAAGGGAACACUGUUUAUCACGUCAGCUGGGUCAGCAGCGCAUCGAGAUCGUCCAACUCGCUCUGGGUGACGCCGCCGCCGAUGUCGGCCGCCUGCGACUGACCGCCUCCUGCCGCCUCGGGCUCGAGCUCAGCGAGAAGGUCGUCCAUGUCAAAGGCCUCG